This is a messenger RNA of Anopheles merus, 3159 nucleotides long. RefSeq lists its product as uncharacterized. Bases 195 to 2615 code for a protein of 806 amino acids. The record is from RefSeq and is a predicted model, not a curated record. NCBI's taxonomy places the organism in Eukaryota, Metazoa, Arthropoda, Insecta, Diptera, Culicidae. The transcript is spliced from 5 exons.
CGCUGUCUGCCAUUGUUAAACAGUUUUGUUGGGUGUGUCAGGUGAAAUGAGCUGUCUGGCGUAAAGUAUCGGUAUUUGAAACAAAUCUUUUCGUUUUCCCCACCAAAAGUGCCUUAUUACCACGGGGGGAGGUUAGAGUAGGCGGAAGGUGAAUCGCGACCGGACCGGGUUGGUACAAGAAGGUCCACAGGAAAAUGGGUUUGCUGUGGCGCAGCUAUGGGCUGUUCGCUGUGCUCACGCUGAUGGGCGUGUUGGCCCAGUACGAAUGGCAGCCAAAGGACGCGUUCGAUGAGAUCAAGGUGCGGUUCGACAAGGUGAACGGCGACAACUGCCCAAUCCUGCCGCCGCGCGAUCUAACGCUGCCCGAGGACAGCGUCUCCCACCUGCCGGACAUUAAGGAUGUAAACAUCAAUCCGGUGUUCCCCAACCGGACGGCCCUGCUGCACCUGCACAACAUGGCGCUGAGUCGGGCGUUCUUCUGGAGCUACAUACUGCAGAGUCGCUUCAUCCGGCCGGCCAUCAACGAUACGUACGAUCCGGGCAUGAUGUACUACUUCCUGUCGACCGUCGCGGACGUGUCGUCCAAUCGGCACAUUAACGCGUCCGCCAUCUACUUUGCGCCGAACUCGUCGUUCUCCUCCUCGUACCGUGGGUUCUUCAACAAGACGUUCCCCCGGUUUGCGCCCCGCACCUACCGGGAGGACGAUUUCAACGAUCCGAUCCAUCUGCAGAAGAUCUCCACGCUGAACACGUUCUACGUGCGCGAUUUGGGUGCGUUUCCGCCGGACUCGGCGCUGCACGACUACACGAUAAAGAACUACCACAUCAACGAGUGGUACAACCUGUGGCUGCCGGACAAUGUGGACAAGCGGCACGACACAAAGACGACCUACCAGGUGGAGAUCCGGUACGCGAACAACACGAACGAAACGUUUACGUUCCAUGGGCCGCCGGGGGCGGACGAAAACCCGGGCCCGGUGAAGUUCACCAAGCCGUACUUUGACUGCCGCCGGUCGAACAAGUGGCUGGUGGCGGCCGUUACACCGAUUGCCGACAUUUACCCGCGCCACACCCAGUUCCGGCACAUCGAGUAUCCGACAUAUACGGCCGUUUCGGUGCUGGAAAUGGAUUUCGAACGAAUCGACAUAAACCAAUGCCCCAAGGGCGAGGGCAACAAGGGACCGAACAUAUUCGCCGACACGGCGCGCUGCAAGAAGGAAACGACCGAAUGUGAACCGAUAGAUGGGUGGGGAUUCCGGAGGGGCGGCUAUCAGUGUCGCUGUAAACCGGGGUACCGCUUGCCGGGCGUCGUUCGGAGGCCCUAUCUGGGCGAGAUCCUCGAGCGUGCCUCGGACGAGCAGUUCUACAAUGGGUUCGAUUGCAUGAAGAUAGGAUGGGUACAAAAGGUACCGAUCAAGUGGUUCCGUGCGCCAUCGUACGUGAGGGAGCAGUACCUGAACCGGUACUACGAGUACAAGAACUUCACGACCGGGCCGAGCUCGCUGCACUCCCACAAGCUCAACAUCAACGAGGUGCUCAAGUUCAUUUUGGGCGUAAAUGCACGCUCGUGCAAGAACUACCACCCGCAGGAUCUGAUGCUGACCGGCGAGUUUGCGUACGAAGCGCAGAAGCAGUUCGAGAACGAGGCCAAGAUGGCCAUCCGGUUGGCGAACUUUAUCAGCGCUUUCCUGCAAAUUUCGGACCCGAGCGAGGUGUACUCCGGCAAGCGGGUGGCCGACAAACCGCUGACCGAGGACCAGAUGAUGGGCGAAACGCUCGCGCUCGUGCUGGGCAACACGCGCAUCUGGUCCGCGACCACGCUGUGGGAUCGCAGGAAGUUCCCGAACCGCACCCUGUUCGGACCGUACGCGUACAAGCGCGAGCUGAACACGCGCAAGUUCAAUCUGGAAGAUUUGGCCCGGUACAACAAGACGGGCGAGGAGUACAUCGACAAACCGUUCUUCCGGCUGCUGAAGCAGCGGUGGGCCACUAACUUCGAUUCGCUCGAGAAGUACUAUCUGAAGAUUCGGCUGCGCCACAACGAGACGGGCGAGUAUGCGCAACGGUACGAGCACUUCCCGAACUUCUACCACGCGGCCACGAUGGAUCACGGCUACUGGACGACGCCCGAGUUCGACUGCAAGGGCUACGUGAAGAAGUGGCUCAUAACGUACGCGGUGCCGUUCUUCGGCUGGGACAGCCUGAAGGCGAAGCUAGAAUUCAAGGGAGUCGUUGCAGUUUCAAUGAACAUGCUCCAGCUGGAUAUCAACCAAUGUCCGGAUGAUUAUUACGAGCCGAAUGCAUUCAAAAACACUCACAAAUGCGACGAGAAGUCUUCAUACUGUGUCCCGAUCCUGGGCCGCGGGUACGAAACGGGCGGCUAUAAGUGCGAGUGCCUGCAAGGGUUCGAGUAUCCGUACGAGGAUCUGAUCACCUACUAUGACGGGCAGCUGGUCGAGGCCGAGUUCGAGAACAUCGUGAAUGAUAAGGAAUCGCGGUUCGAGACGUUCAAGUGCCGUCUGGCCGGGGCGGCCGCCCUGCAGGUGCAGUUUACCAUCGUCGUCUUUGUGUCGCUGUUCGGGUGGAUAUUGCUGCGCCGGAAUCUCCAGAGCUAGGAGGUAGGCGCGAUGAGGCGCAAGCGAAUCAGAGAGAGAGAGAGCGAGAGUACGCCAUUAUAUUUUAAACCCUCUACCCAUUUCCGCUGAUCGGUGGAAAAAGGGUAUAAUAGUGCAGGUGGAAGUGAGGUUCCCCAUUUCCCUGCGCUAACAAGAAUUCAUUCCAUCCAUGCAAUAUGCAACCAGAAUUGCAUUCUCGAAGCUCGAGCUACUAGCAAGGUAAAAAGGUAGGUUAAUUGUGCAAAACUAACGUACAAAGAAAACACGUAAGAUUUAUUCUCCAUCCAUUCCAACAUGAUGUAAUUGUUGCCGUCCGCACGAGUUCCCACCACGAGGAACGUUAGAGUUUAAAUAGCUACAAAAAACAGCAAACGGUAGGGGAUGCCCGUGCGCAUCUAUAGUUGUAAUAGAUUCCUUUUUUUAUACAUAUAUACACAGGAGCUGCCUUGUUUUUACACUCAGAAUCGAAUCUCGAAGCGAAGCGGAGACCUGUUUUUAUACCAAUUAACGAACAGUGAAGGAAUAAAUUCACAGUACCUAAAUA